Molecule: messenger RNA, 591 nt
Organism: Meloidogyne enterolobii
Lineage: Eukaryota; Metazoa; Nematoda; Chromadorea; Rhabditida; Meloidogynidae
Source: the annotation of a GenBank genome assembly
GAAAAUAUUUUAUUGCCAGGUGAAAGUAAUGGACAGGAAGAAGAAAUUGAAACAACAACAAAAAUUAAAAUAAUUAAAAAAGAAAAAAUUGAAACAAAUUUUAAUAUUGAUGAAGAAAAUAAAGAAAAAUUAAAAAAAGAAAAGGAAGAAAUUGAAAAAUUGUUAUUAGAACCGUUGAUUCCAUCAAAUCCAUCCAGUCAAAAUUUAAAUAUGACAAUAAUUGAAAAUUCUGAUUUAUCUGAAAUGGUUCCAGAACUUGGAAAAUUGCUUGGACAUUUAAAAAUGGGAAAUUUAACAAAAUUAGAAUUUGAAGAAUUGGAAAAACAAUUGAAAAAAGAAGAAAAUAAUAAUGAAGGAAAAGAAAAUACAUCUCCUCUUCCUUCUUCUCAUUCCCCUCAUCAAAAUGAAAAAGAAAUUGGGGAUGAUAUAAUAAAUAACAGAAAAGAAAAACCGAUUAAUAAACAAAAAGCUUCUCGUCGAAAUUUAGCUGCAUUAAGGCGUGGAUUGUUUGAUGAAAAUUUAACUGAUGAAGAAACAAAUAAAAAUGAAAAUUUUUUGAAGAAUUUGUUGUUUGUUUAUUUUUUAAAUUAA